Molecule: messenger RNA, 300 nt
Organism: Dibothriocephalus latus
Lineage: Eukaryota; Metazoa; Platyhelminthes; Cestoda; Diphyllobothriidea; Diphyllobothriidae
Source: the annotation of a GenBank genome assembly
AUGAAGCGUGCCCAAAAACAUUUAGCCGAGUACAGUAAAGCGCAGAAACGUGAAGUUAACCUGAAGCGCAAUGCUGAAAAGUUUGGAAACUUCUACGUAGAAGCAGAACCUCGCCUGGCUUUCGCCGUUCGUAUCCGUGGUAUUAAUGGAAUUCAUCCCGAGCCUCAUCCGAUGACGGCAGUCAUACCCAACAUCUGUGAUCCAACAUCCUAUACUCCGCCACCCUUAAUCACGGACAUCAUCGUUCCCCCGAACUCCCCCGCCACCCGCUCCAUCGAUCACACCGGUAACCUCCGUUGA